Messenger RNA from Drosophila ficusphila, 6743 nucleotides. RefSeq names its product rap guanine nucleotide exchange factor 4 (gene Epac). The transcript has 20 exons. Lineage: Eukaryota; Metazoa; Arthropoda; Insecta; Diptera; Drosophilidae. The record is from RefSeq and is a predicted model, not a curated record. Gene Ontology annotation, molecular function: guanyl-nucleotide exchange factor activity. Gene Ontology annotation, biological process: positive regulation of GTPase activity; Ras protein signal transduction. Bases 682 to 3699 code for a protein of 1005 amino acids. Gene Ontology annotation, cellular component: plasma membrane.
AAUUCCUGUGAUUCGCGUUAAUCGAAUAUCCAAUAGUUAUUUUACGGUUGAGUCUUAAAAACCAGGACUUGAGUUUCACGACUUGGAAAGAUCUAAUUUCGCGCUGUUUGAGCUUCUGAAACUUUGUGUUUCGGUUCGACCUCCCGUUUAUCCCAUUACUUGCAUCUUCUGAUACUUUUCUCCACUCAGGGGAUGCUUGCACGGGUCCCCAGAGCCAGUCGCCGGAAACUCGAAUUGAAAUCUAUUUCGGAACUUUCGCUUAAUCAACAAGUUACUUUCGCGAACCCUUUGGCUUAAGCUCGCUCUGUCGCUCCCAAAAGCCGAUUUCGAGUGCGAUGCUGGGCUAAGCCAUUUGACGGAGCUCCACAAACGCUGGCAUGCAACAUUCAAAGGGAAUCGCAAAUUGAAGGCACCGUCGCGGAUUCAGGUGACGCGGACUGACUGCGUCCUCGCCAUUUUCCGGUAUUUUGAUUUUGAUUUCGCUUUCCCGGCCCGCAAUGCGCCAUUAAUUUGCACAACCUUGGACUCUUCUGCGCUUCGAUUUAUGUUCCUCGUUGAAAGUUGCGGCGCGCCAGAGCAACAGUUCAGUUCGGUAUUUGUGGAAUGUGCUCCUGAUAAUUUUAUUAAUUUCAAACCGACGAAUACCUAAGCGCUCAAAGGAAUAAUAAUAAAAAAGCCAACAUGGCAAUGGAAUGGAUAACUGCAAUGGACAAACGUCCUUGCGACCGGAACCUGCGUGACGUGGAGCUAAUCUCGUGCCGCCUGCGUCGCGUGGAGCCGCUGUGUCGCCUGCCGGGAUCCGCGCUCCAGCAGUUGGCCAUGUGCGGAUUCUACGAGGACCUGGAGAAGGGCGUGACACUGUUUCGGGCCGGGGAACAGGGUCGCUUCUGGUAUGCGGUGCUCGGCGGGUCGCUGGAGGUGCGCUACCACGCCCACGCGGACGCCGAUGGCAAGAGCGCCGUCACCCUUUGCAACUUGGGCGUGGGUGCCACAUUCGGGGAGUCCGUGUUGCACGACUUGCCGCGGGAUAGCACCGUGGUAACGAAGACGACCUGCGAGUUGCUGCGAGUGGAGCAGCAGGACUUCCGACUCAUUUGGGAGAAAAACAAGGAGCUAAUGAAUGACAUUUUCACCAACUGCAAAUUGAAGAACGGUUUUGGUCCUAGUGUUCAAACAGCAGCGGCCACCUCGCCCACAAAGAGACCCCUCAGCCCCGACCAUCCGAACCCAGCGCUGCCCAUUACUGAGACGCCGAGUCCUGCUAUGAACCGCAUGGGCUGGGCCCUCCGCACUCUUCUCGUCGCCGACAACUCGAGCUGUCUGAAGGAUCGCAAGGUCUCCGGCAAGCUAAUCCGCAAGUGCGCCCCCGGAACCGAGCUGGUCGACUGGCUGGUCAACCUCUCGCCCAUCGUCCACACCCGCGCCCAGGCGGCUGGCAUGUGGCAGGCUCUCCUCGAGGAGGGAGUUCUCGCACACGUGAACAAGGAGCAGCCCUUCAAGGACAAGUGCUUCCUGUACCGCUUCCGCCUCGACGAGGAGGGCGGAACGGCGGCAGCGGGCGUGCCCCAAGCGGAGGACCUCGGAGCGGCCAACGAGCACAUCCGCGAGACGCUCAGCGCCCUUUUCCAGCGCGGUCCGGACGCCACCCUGCGUAUGAUAUUGCGCAAGCCCUCGCACGAACGGACUUCGGAGGAGCUGGAGCUAGUUUUCGAGGAGCUGGUCCACAUCGCCGCCCUCUCCCAUUUAUCGACGAGCAUCAAGCGGGAGCUGUCCGCGAUUUUCGUGUUCGAGGCUCACGCCCAGGCGGGAACAAUAUUGUUUAAUCAAGGGGACGAAGGACGCUCCUGGUACAUCUUACUCAAGGGAUCUGUGGACGUUGUGAUACACGGCAAGGGAACUGUUGCCACUCUAAAGACCGGCGAUGAUUUCGGCAAACUGGCCUUGAUAAACGACGCACCCAGAGCUGCUACCAUCGUACUCAAGGAGAACAAUUGCCACUUGCUGCGCGUGGACAAGGAACACUUCAACAGGAUACUGCGCGAUGUGGAGGCCAACACCCUGAGACUACAGGAGCACGGCAAGGAUGUUUUAGUGCUCGAGCGCGUGGCCAAGCAACGAGGACAGCAUUCAGCAUUUAAAUACACGGUGAUGUCGGGCACUCCGGCCAAGAUGCUGGAGCAUUUGCUGGAGACGCGACUGGGCCAGUCGGUCGGCGGGAUGGACCCCUUCCUGGACGACUUCCUGCUCACGCACAUCGUAUUCAUGCCCGUCGUGCAGCUGGUUGAUGAAUUGGCCAAUUACUUCCACUGCGAUGCCCACGAGGACGCCCAGACUCCCGAGGAUCGGGAGUACAUAAUCAACUUCAAGAAGCGCGUGAUCCAGUUCAUGCAGAAGUGGGUGAUGGCCGUGCGCCACGCCGCCUUCGAGGAGCCCAGCGUCUGCGACUUCAUCGAGGACCUCGCCGCCGAGGUGGAGGCCGAUCCCGACCUGAACGAGGAGACCAGCAUCGUGCACAACGUGCUCACCCAGAUGGCGCGCUACCAGGAGGACCGCAACCAGAACGCUGGCCAGAAGUGGAAGCUCCCGCCCAACGGGCAGCCCAUCUGCCUCUUCAGCGGCAACGCGACGCCCUCGAAGACAGUCAUUCGACCCGACGAUGACAUCAUUUUCCGGGUAUACUGCGCCGACCACACGUACUGCACGCUGCGCUUCCCCAUGCACACCACGGCGGAGCUCAUAAAGGCGUGUGCUGCGGACAAAUUGCAGCUGAACCGAGGUCCCGAGGACCUCGUCCUCGUGGAGGUGAAGUCUAACGGGGAGCGCUCCGUGUUCAAGGACAACGAUGUGAGCAUACCGACGGGUCUUUCGCUCAACGGCCGCCUGUUCGUCUCCGUCAAGGAUCACCUGGAUGCCUUGACCCAGCUGCAGGAGCAGGAGUGUCCCACCGAGGGCGUGGACAUCGACCUGGAGAUACUGAGCACCAAGGAGCUGGCCUACCACAUCACCCUCUUCGAGUGGGACUUAUUCUGGGCGGUUCACGAGUACGAGCUGCUCUACCACACCUUCGGGCGGCACCACUUUGGCAAGAUUACCGCCAACUUGGAUGUCUUUCUGCGCCGCUUCAACGAGGUUCAGUACUGGAUCGUCACCGAACUGGUAUCCACGCCCAGUCUGAGCAAACGCGUCGGUCUCGUCCGCAAGUUCAUCAAGCUGGCCGCCUACUGCAAGGAGUACCAGAACCUGAACGCCUUCUUCGCCGUGGUGAUGGGCCUUUCGAACAUGGCGGUGUCUCGGCUGCAGCAGACCUGGGAGAAGAUCCCCUCGAAGUUCAGGAAGAUCUUCCAGGAGUUCGAGGCCCUGAUCGACCCGAGCAGGAACCACAGGGCGUACCGCGUGUUCGUGGGCAAGCUGCAGCCGCCGCUGAUCCCGUUCAUGCCGCUGCUGCUCAAGGACAUGACCUUCGCCCACGAGGGCAACAAGACCAGCCUGGACGGGCUGGUGAACUUCGAGAAGAUGCACAUGAUGGCCCAGACGAUGCGCACCAUCCGCUUCUGCCGCUCCAGGAGUCUGGGACUCGAGCCGCCGUCGCCGAAGAGUGAGGGCGAGGUGCGGUCGUACAUCAGCAGCUUCCGCGUCAUCGACAACCAGCGGGUGCUCACCGCCAUGUCGCAGAAGGUGGAGCCCACCAGGAAGCUCUAAGUUACCCCAUUAGCCGUAGCCCGUAUUAAGUGUCUAACCCUGCGUGCGUGUUAAUCGAACCGCAAUUAGCUGCACAGUUAUGAGCUUAGCCGGGUUGUUUUCGGGAAGCCAACUUCGGCCACGGCCACCACAACCCGGGCCAACUUUCAUUCACAUCCACAUCCGCAUCCGCAUCCGCAUCCGCAAUCGCAUUAGAAUAAGCUACAGUGUAUCUACAUGUGACCCGACUAGAACUAUCUCAAUCUUCUAAUGAACUAAAACCCCCAAACGCAUUUCAAUGCAAACGAGAAACUUUUUGCUUUAGUACAAAACGAAAGAUGGAAAACAAAUUUUAAAUUCGGCAAUCCCGGCGGACACCGAAGCGAAUAAAACAAACUUGGACGUGUGUGAUACUAAACAUUUAGAGGAGGCGACAUCAAAACAAACAGCACUAAACUGCAUAAUUUCCUACAAAACUUUACUAUAUAAACCCUACGCCAGCUAGUAAAAUAAUUUGUAAAUUGUAUAACGUAUCCGAGAGCAUGGAAUCUAUUUUUUUAAAGCCCCUAAACUAAACCAACUAUUAAACAGUCUAGUUGAAGCUAGUUAUUAACAUGUAAACUACGUAGCGGAUAAGUUAUUUUAUUUAUGUCUUCAAAUUUGACUUUCGUUUGGUAAUUCGUUACGCCCCUAAGUAAUGCAUCCGCAAAUAAAAUACCAACCCGUUUAUAAAUAUUUAUUUACACAACCAUUAUUUGUUUUAUUUUGUAGGAUAUUUAAACCUUGUUGAUUUUAAGUAAGCUAUUAAAUAUGCAAAUGCAGCUGCAUGCAAAACAUUAACACUGGAGAGGGACCUUAUUAGUUGUAGAUUUGUACAUACCAUAUAGACGUGUAAAACCACUCACGUUCAUUAGACAAGUGCAAUUGUGUUCAAAAGAAGAGUGGCCCUUUCGUGUAAAUGCUGUUGGAAUAACAAUUCUUCCUUUUUAUACUGAAACCGAUUAGCCAAUUCGUCAAUAUGUGGAAAACGAUCACUCUAAGAACUUGUAAAAUAUAGCAUUUUUGCAUGUUGUGGGCUGACUUAUCGUUACCGAUAUCAUAAAAAACAAAAAUGUGACGUUGUAUUUGGGAGCUACUCUUAUUUUGAGCACAACUGUUCAUGUAAAUCUGAUGUUAUAAAUAUACUCGGUACAUGUAGAGGGUUUUUGAAUUAUUUUAAUUAAUUUCAAAACGGGUAUGUGGUUCGUUCCGACUCUAUAAAUUAUAUUUUUUCGACAGCAUAAAUGUACAUGAGCUUAGGCAAAUUUGUACACUGAAUAGCAUUAACCGCAGCCAAUUUAACUUUCUUUAAUCGAUUUAAUUAAGAAUGAUAAAAUUAUGAAAAGCAUAAAGUAAAACGAAAAAAACCCUCGAGCAUUUUUACCGAGUAUCCCAAAGUCGGAGAUCCGAUUAUAUAUGGUUUUCUUUUUAUAUGUUGACGUUUAGUAAAAACGUUUGGUCUCUGGUAUUUGGUGAUAAGCUGGAAGUCCGUAGAAAGAUACCCUGCCUGAUACAAGAGGCGGAAAGAAUAUUGUAGAUAACACCUUAAUUGUAGUUACCAUUUAAUCCAACUCCUCUCCCAAGUAAAGGUCUCUCAAACAACGAUUUAUCACAUAAUUAAAAACCAUUCCUAGAUGUAACCAAAACUUCGACCAUGAUGCGUAGAACAUAUUUGUCGUGUUAAAAUAUUUUAUCCUUUACGAAAACCAAUCAAGCAAAAAGCAUAUUCAACUACAAUUCAAGACAUUAAGUAUCCAGUGGUUUCUCCCCCAAAAAGAAGUAAUACAAAGCAAGAGCAAACGAAUUUUCAAUAAAACUUUUAUAGAUAUAGCGAGCCGAUUUGAACGAAAUAAUAUUGUUUAGUUUAUAGUUAACGGAAUGUAAACGUUUCGUAUUAAUUUACAAGCAACGCAACACCAAUUUAAGUACAGAGCAGUUUGUAAGUAGGGUCGGAAAGCCUUUAAUUACUUUAUCUACACCUUGUGCUACGGAAACGGGUAGAACCUAACACAAUCAUCCACAUAGAAUUGUGUAGGCGUUAUGAACCCGACGCAACCUUACAGUCCUCUGAGGAAAUUUUCAACACAAAAACAACUCUUAUAUACGAAAUAUUAAUCUAACGUAUUCAUAACUCUAGAAUAUAGUUCGUGGAACCUAUGCUAGUCUUAAGCAAUCGUUUCCACACCAAGGAAACCCUAUGUGUCAAAGCCAAAACGUUUCUAUAUUUUUGAGUACUGCUACGUCAAAGUAAAACCAACAAUACGCAUUCACUAAUGUUAUUGUUGUGCACUUUCAAUACUGCAGAUAUACAUACUUAAUUACCAAAUACCUACAUAUACCAAUAAAAUAUAUAGGCAAGUACUCGAAAAAGGGAAAUUUUCAAAUUUUACUUGUGAUUCGAUUUGACAAUCUCAAAACAUAACUCUACGAACUUUAUUUUCCGAAAUAUUAAAUAGGCACUUCGCAUAAAUUUAUCAUCAACGGGUAACUCACGGAUGCACAGAACCAGAUAUAUUCAUGCUAUACGUAUAUACCUCCGUUACCGCAAUAUAACUAAUGCCAAUCAGUCAUAAUCAGUCAGUAAAUAUUCGAGCCGUAACUAGAACUAACCACUAAAUGUUCAAAUCAGUAUUUACAUGUCUAACGCAAAACAAUCUCGAAGUUUACUUAUCUACCAUAUAGCAAAAUAGAGUAACGUAAAUAGUUCGUAACGGGUCGAAAGAGAUGGCUCCCCAGAGCUCACAGUAAGAAGACAACACCAACAAACCACUUAGAAGUAAUUAAUCCAUCGAGCAUGGCAUAGGCCUGUAUAUGUUUAGCAGAUCUUUUAACCGAACUACCAGAUAACAAAUACUAUUACAUGUACACCCGUAUUGCGACAAGUGAAGUGAGAUUUAUGCAAAGCAGAUAGAUAUUUUAAUGGCAAACCCUAACCGUUGAAGCUAAGUGUAAACCAGCAUGUAUCUUUGAAUGUCUAACAUUUUGAACUCAACUAAUAUUCGAAUAAAGAUUUAUGUGUUAGCGAG